Messenger RNA from Lactuca virosa, 2187 nucleotides. NCBI's taxonomy places the organism in Eukaryota, Viridiplantae, Streptophyta, Magnoliopsida, Asterales, Asteraceae. The record is from the annotation of a GenBank genome assembly.
AUUAAUUAUCCUUAUUGAGUUCCAAUACAUAAGGAUCUCCUUCCAUUCAUCCAUCCAUAUAUCCCUUGUCCCUCCUCCAUCCUCCGCCUACAACCACCAAGACCACUGACAACUUGUGGCGGUGUGAUUCUUUGUGUACAUGUUGCAGAAGCACCAUGAUCACUGGAAAGGACAUUUACGAUGUUCUCGCAGCCAUUGUGCCACUGUAUGUAGCCAUGAUGCUAGCUUAUGGCUCCGUGCGGUGGUGGAAAAUCUUCACGCCGGAUCAGUGCUCCGGCAUUAACAGAUUUGUCGCCGUUUUUGCUGUUCCAUUGCUUUCUUUCCACUUUAUUUCUUCCAAUAAUCCUUACGAGAUGAACUACCAUUUCAUAGCCGCGGAUUCACUUCAAAAGAUCGUUAUGCUAUCUGCUUUGUUCGUCUGGCAAUGGCUGAGUAAAAGUGGUAGCCUGGAGUGGAUGAUCACCUUGUUCUCUCUUUCAACACUCCCAAACACUUUGGUUAUGGGCAUCCCGUUGCUCAAGGCCAUGUAUGGCGAUUUCUCCGGUUCCCUUAUGGUGCAAAUCGUGGUGUUACAGAGUGUCAUAUGGUACACGCUUAUGUUGUUCAUGUUCGAAUACAGAGGUGCGAAGCUUCUCAUAACUGAGCAGUUCCCGGAAACCGCCGGUUCAAUUACGUCUUUCCAUGUUGAAUCCGAUGUUGUGUCGUUGAACGGCCGCGAGCCGUUACAGACUGACGCCGAGAUAGGCGACGACGGGAAGCUUCACGUGGUGGUCAGGAGGUCUUCCACCGCCUCCUCACGAUCUGUGAUCUCCUCUUACAAUAAGUCCCAUAAUGUCACCGGUAUAACACCGAGGGCCUCGAACCUCACCGGAGUUGAGAUCUACUCCGUUCAGUCGUCUAGGGGUCCGACACCGAGGGCAUCCAGUUUCAACCAGUCGGACUUUUACGCUAUGUUUAGUAAAGCCACAAGCCCUAAACACGGGUACACUAGUAGCUUCGGAGGUGGGGACAUUUUCUCGAUGCAGUCCUCAAAAGGUCCGACACCAAGAACAUCAAAUUUCGAAGAAGAAAUGUUGAGGAUGGGGAAGAAGAGAACAGGAGGAAGGAGUAUGAGUGGUGAACUCUUCAAUAAUAACAGUACUACUACCAACAACAAUGGUCAUGUAGUUUCUUCUUACCCACCUCCCAUUCCAAACCCUACCUUUUCAUUAGCCUCCAGCAGUAGUACUGCUGCCGGUGGUGGCACCAGCGGUCCCAAGAAGAAAGAAAUCGGUGCGCCACCGCCCAAUAACAGUAAGGAGCUUCACAUGUUUGUAUGGAGCUCAACUGCAUCUCCUGUUUCAGAAGGUAACAUGAAACAUGCAGUCAACAAGGCUGCUGCUGAAUUUGGAGCCAUUGACGCUUCAAAAGCUAUUACUACACCAGAAAAUGCAAGUCCUAUGACAAAAACCUAUGGAGAACAGAAAGAGAUCGAUAUAGACGAAGCAAAACAACGAAUAAGCGGAUCACCUCCAUUCAAGAAAUUUGGAAACGAAGAAGCCGAUCAGAACAAGAACCACCGUAUGCCGCCGGCGAGUGUCAUGACAAGGCUGAUUCUGAUAAUGGUUUGGCGAAAGCUUAUUCGAAACCCCAACACGUAUUCCAGCCUCUUGGGUCUCAUUUGGUCUCUAGUUUCCUUCAGGUGGGAUAUUAAAAUGCCAACCAUUGUAAGUGGAUCAAUAGCAAUUUUAUCCGAUGCAGGUCUAGGAAUGGCGAUGUUUAGCCUAGGGUUAUUUAUGGCAUUACAACCAAAAAUUAUAGCAUGUGGGCAACGAGUGGCGACCUUUUCAAUGGCAGUGAGGUUCUUAACUGGGCCAGCAGUGAUGGCUGCUACUUCCAUUGCCAUCGGUCUUCGUGGUGUUCUUCUUCAUGUAGCCAUCGUUCAGGCAGCAUUGCCACAAGGAAUUGUGCCGUUUGUUUUUGCGAAGGAGUACAACGUUCAUGCCGAUAUUCUUAGUACUGCGGUUAUUUUUGGGAUGUUGAUUGCUUUGCCAAUAACAAUACUCUACUAUGUGCUGCUUGGAGUGUAAUUUAGUAGAAGUCAAUGCUUUUGGGGUGAAUCCAAGAGUAGAUCGGUCAACGUACGACUUACAUCAAAACACAUGCAGCCUACGUGUUACCCACGGAUUAAUUAUAGUACUUCUCUUU